AUGGGUAAAGCUAGUAGAGAUCUUUUCGGCGGCGUAGCAACUGGGAGCAGGAAGCGACCUGCGAAGUUCAUGCAUAAUGGCUUUGGCGGCGAGACUGCUGUCGACGAUGAUGUUUCUGAAUACAACGAUGAUAAUCCCGAUAACAAAUUGGAAUAUCGGGCGAUCUUGACAGCUUCUAUGGCACUGAGAGAGAGACGAUUCCUUUUGUACUAA
Messenger RNA from Sclerotinia sclerotiorum 1980 UF-70, 213 nucleotides. RefSeq lists its product with no specific name. The transcript has 2 exons. Lineage: Eukaryota; Fungi; Ascomycota; Leotiomycetes; Helotiales; Sclerotiniaceae. The record is from RefSeq and is a predicted model, not a curated record. The coding region runs from base 1 to 213 and encodes 70 amino acids.